Nanorana parkeri is the source of this 2229-nucleotide messenger RNA. RefSeq names its product bromo adjacent homology domain containing 1 (gene BAHD1). NCBI's taxonomy places the organism in Eukaryota, Metazoa, Chordata, Amphibia, Anura, Dicroglossidae. The annotation marks the transcript as partial. The transcript has 4 exons. Gene Ontology annotation, molecular function: chromatin binding. The record is from RefSeq and is a predicted model, not a curated record.
AAACAGGAGCAUUUUCGUUUCUACGAAGAUUAACAAAACCGCUGUGUUGCUUCUCUAGACCAAGUGUGAGACUUGUACAGCUUCACAAUGGAUCGAACACAGACGGGUUACAAAGGGCAGAAUUUCUUGAAGGAUUUAAACUGCCAUGGACGUAUUCAGAAUAGAGGAAUACUUAAACAGGACUCGAGAAAAUCCUACCACCUACAUGGACAGCUCUCACCAAACCUGAAGGAGAAAACCUGCAGUGUUGUUCUCACCAGAUUGGAGGAUGUGACUGGCUCUCGUAUGGUGGACAGUCAGGGUGGAACAGCACCAAAUAUUUCCUGCUGGGUGGAUGAGUUUGGAACCCUUAAAGUUCAUACUGGGCUUCCCUCAGAAUCUCGGAGGAUAAGUCCAAAAGAGAAACUUUUCACUGGGCUAUCUGCUGGGUCAGUUUCCAAAAUGGAUUUCACAGAACCCCGAAAACGAAGGCUAGCUUCCCUCAAUGCUGAAGCCGUAAAUAAUUUACUGUUCGAGAGGCAUGAUAGUUUUUCUUCCAGGAAAGUUCAUAAAGAGCUAAACAAACCUGGUGUGAACUGCAAAUCUACUGUAGAUUGGACUUCCUUAAAAAGGGCAGACAUUGCACCUCUUGCCAAAAAGGCAAAGCAGAGAUGCAUAGCUCGUAACAGGUCAGCGUCAUCAGAUGAUGCGUUUGAUGCUACUUUAAAGAGAGACGUUAAUGAAGUAUCUUAUUCUCCUGCUCCAAAGAGACUGGCAAGUUUGAAUGCUGUGGCUUUUUUGAAGCUCACAAAUGAAAAAGGCCAUCCUUUGAAACAAAGGAGCAAGUCCUGUGGAGAUGGUGGACGUUCUUCCAGCAAUUGCUCAAAAUCCAAGUUGAAAACAAAAAGGUCUCCCAAAAAGAUUUGUGUCAAGUCUAAGAAAGACUUACUGCAUAGGAAGGCUGAGGACUACCAUCGCUUGCAGGGGGGAUCGAAUCACAUUGGAUUUUUAAAACCAGAGCAUCGAGAAUCUACAAGGUCAUUAGGUAAAAUGAAGAGUGUUCAUGUGGAACAGUCUUCCAGCUGCCAUGAUGGCUCAGUACCUUUGUACCACAGACUGCCUUUAUUAAUGGGAGGACAAGCUUCCAUGAAGCCUGAGUAUGGAAGGCCAGGUGAAAAGUCUCCCACUCCCAAACAAGACUUCCAGCAGCCUUCUUUUCCAGUGCAGCAACUUCAUCACUUGCCAGUUCCAGGUAGCCACACAGAUUGUGUCUGCUUUUAUGGCUCAACAGAUCUAGCAUCUUCGUUGGAUGGAACCUACAUUUCUUAUGGCCAAAGUGGAUUACCUUACAAUGGGUAUUCAGAUUUUUCCACGUACCCUAAAGACGAAGUGUUUUCACAGCCAGAGCACUGCGAAGAACUCUUGGUGUCACAGAGCUCUUUACACCCCAGUGCAAUGUUUGAGCAUCUUCCAUGGUGCAACUCUCGCUUUUCCUAUGGAGAAGACACUGGGACUAAUACGGAUAGCCUUUGUGGGGUAGUACGGCUGCCUUUUGGCAGAGUUCUGAACACUCACACGGGACAUAACAGCUAUCCAUACAAAAAGCCUUUAACAGCAGAGGGAUACACAUCACUGGACCAGCUCAGCAUAGCAAUCCCCACAGCAGGUCACCCGGUGUCUCCUGCUCACCCACUCUCAGGAUGCCCUGUUCCCAGUGUCCCACCUGCUGCUGAGCCUGUCCCCUACCUGCAGACCCCCAACUCCGAACCUCAGACAAUGGCCAUGCUGAAAACUGCUCGUGAGUGUCCGCAGAGCUCCAAGCCCCCCAGCGGAUCCAAGUCAGGAGCCCGAAAUACACCGGGAUGUGUGCAUGCAGCUGACAGUAAGACAAACAAAAGCCACAACCACCCCAAACAGCAGAGGAUCAGCAGUAGAAGAGCAACAAAUGGCUGGAUGCCUUUGGGUACAGCUUGUGAGAAAGCAGUCUAUGUAGUUAAUGAGCCUGAGCCCGCUCUCCGAAGAAGUUAUCAAGCUGUGGAGAGGAAUGGAGAGAUUAUCAGAGUCCGAGACACUGUCCUUCUGAAAUCCGGUCCCAGGAAAAAAUCCAUGCCAUAUGUGGCCAAGAUAUCUGCUCUCUGGGAAGAACCAAAAACCGGUGAGCUGAUGAUGAGUCUCUUCUGGUACUACAGACCAGAGCACACUCAGGGAGGACGUAACCCCAGUAUGCACCAGGUAAAUGGAAUAAAUACU